Rhincodon typus (whale shark) is the source of this 4127-nucleotide messenger RNA. Its product is annotated as sodium/potassium-transporting ATPase subunit beta-1-interacting protein 3. The transcript is spliced from 7 exons. Gene Ontology annotation, biological process: regulation of sodium ion transport. Lineage: Eukaryota; Metazoa; Chordata; Chondrichthyes; Orectolobiformes; Rhincodontidae. The coding region runs from base 220 to 822 and encodes 200 amino acids. The record is from RefSeq and is a predicted model, not a curated record.
GCAUCCGGCUCGGGAGCGGAGAGCUGUGCCUAACCCCCGGCUCAGGGCUGUGGACGUGUGUGUAUUAGCCCCGGGCUCCGGUAGGUUGGAGCUGCCGGCGCUGUGUUUUUACCGUCCUGUGUAUGGCUUGUCUGCUCAGUGCAGCCUCCUCCCUACAGUUCACCGGCGGCUCGGUGAGUCCCAUUGCGGAGUAACCCCAGGAGCUGGCCCCUGGCUGGAAUGGGUUGCUGCUCAGGCCGCUGUACCUUAAUCUUCCUCUGUACCUUACAGCUGCUGGCAGCAUUGGAGAGACAGAUCUUUGAUUUCCUGGGUUACCAGUGGGCUCCCAUUCUGGCUAAUUUCCUUCACAUAAUUGUGGUCAUUUUGGGCCUGUUUGGGACUAUUCAGUACAGGCCUCGCUACAUUGUUGUGUAUGCUAUUUGGACAGCCUUAUGGGUGGCCUGGAAUGUAUUCAUUUUCUGUUUCUAUUUGGAAGUUGGAGGACUCUCAAAGGAUAGUGACCUGAUGACCUUUAAUAUCUCCAUGCACCGGUCAUGGUGGAGGGAACAUGGACCAGGUUGUGUGCGGAAGGAAUUGACUGCAGCAACCAGUAAAAGCCUGGAUGAUCGCACUUAUAUCUCAGUGACAGGCUGCAUUGUUGACUUCCAGUAUCUUGAGGUUAUUCACAGCUCCAUCCAAAUACUACUGUCACUGAUUGGUUUUGUGUACGCCUGCUAUGUGAUCAGUAUUUUCACUGAGGAUGAGGACAGCUAUGCUGCCAGACAUGCUGAGCUUCUCCAGCAACUUUGUUUUUGUUGCCACGGAUCCAUACGGCAGGAUUGAAUCUCAGCGCUAUCAGGUCAAAGUAAAUGACAGACAACAAAUGAUCAUGAACAGCUGGGCUCCUGCUGAAGAUGUAUUUCAAACUACAGUUCCGAGCAAAGAGAAAACAUUAUCAGGUGUGGGCAGGUACACCCACAUAAUAAUUCAUUUCUGAUCAAAACUCAAGUCAAGGACUAAUUUUUAGGCAUAUCCAAGUUGAUUAAGAAAUGCUACUUGGUUCUGCUUACUGACUGUUUCUUGUCCAAUUCUCUACAUUAAUAGUAUCUAAUAUGGAGCAUCCAGUUAAAAUAUAUAUACUGAAGCAAUCAGUAAAUUCAGUAGUCAAGUGAUCUGUUUCAGGCAAAAUCCACUGUGAAACAGAAAAACAUAAAACUGGACUUGUGCUGAAAGUGAAUCUGAUGGUAGCAACUGUUUCUCUGUAGCAUAUUUGAAUGAGUCAGUUUUCAACUUGUACAAAAAUACCUUUUUUUAAUGGAUUUAUGAAGUAUUAACUCUUAACACAUUUGUAAGAUGAUGUUAGCACCCCCGUAUUUUGUAGUCUUGUGAAUGUUACAAAUAUUUUAUGGGCAACAUCUUUUAGGCCAUUCAAUGGAUUAUAGAUUAGGUGAUUAAAAGAAAUCUUUUAUUCUUAUCAUUGCUGUGUUCCUCUCACUGGAGUAGUUGAAAACCUUGUUCAUGUUCUUCUGCUCAGUAGAGCAUGUGGCAUGAUUGUAAUAUCCACAUUGAUAAAUCCAGUCUAUAAUCAUUCCCCAUUGUUUCAGAGCCCACAGAAAACUAUACUUAUAGCCUUCACUUGGAGCACAUCCACAGGCAGCACCUAGACUCCACAGCCUAGAUGUUCGACCUCACCUGAAAAAGAAGCAUGCAAGACCUGGGCUGCAUGCAUAUGCUCACCUUGGUUCAGCAAUGAAAGACUUCCCCAGGCACAACACUCCCUGCUUAUUAAUGGUACAGCUGUCAGGGGAAAUCUAGCACCUUCACUUCUACUUUAAAAGCACUCGCAUGUCAAUUGCAAGAACAUGAUACUGACAUUAUUGGUGUAUUAAGAGAGAGGGGUGUCCUUGAAAUUUGCUUAGAUCGGUUGUUUUCUAAGAACUCCGGCAGAAGGUGUUACUGGUGGUCAACGGUGCUCUUCCAUUUCAUGGAUUUUAAUGCAGUAUUGCAGUAUAUUGAACCAAGACCAGAAAUCAGGAAAUAUAUCAAGGUGUGUACAAGCUUUGCUUAUGCAAGCUGAUAAUCCACACAGUUUCCCACAGCACUAAAGUUUACCUGUCCAGGCUGUGUCUGCAAUUGCUGGUGUGCCAACAGUACUGGCAGGAUUGAUGAGUCUUGCUUGAAGCCCGGAAACUAACCUGAAUUGGGAGCUAGCUAGGGAAACAAAAACAACACAGAAGACAUGUGCAGGAUGAAUGAGUCGUAAUUGUUGCCAACAAUAUGGGUUGUAGCUUGCAUGAUUUGCUGUCUGCUACAACAAAGUAGCUGCAUUCCUUGAAAAUGCAUCUGCUGCGCAUAUUUGGGGAAUGUAAUACGUUACUCCUGGCAUGGAAUUGAGUGACCCCUGAUACAAUAGUGGAUUGCACAUUAAGCAUUGAGCUGGCAUAGCCUGGGAUAAUCCCUGGUGUAAACAUUAAUGACUACUGUGUCCAUAACUGUCAUAGGAAUUGCUUUCCAUGCCAUGGUUUGAAGGCUGAGUCAUGGCUGCAGCAGAUGAUGCAGCUCUUUGAUAUUUCCCAUGGUGAAAGAAUGGCACCUGAGGUCUUGCUACUCAGUGAUGUUGAUAGAUAGGAACUGUUCACUAAAGAUCCACUGUGUGGCUGGUCUGCUAUACUGACCUCCCUUCCUCUAGUCACAUCCAAAGAACAAGAGAAAUAAUGUCACACUAUAAAAACCAAGCUGUUCCCAGAAUCAAAAUAGCGAGAAGCUUCAGCAAUUAACUAGCAACGCAAUAUGUCAAACCAACAAGUAACCGUUAUGAGAUCAAUGAACCCUUUAAGUAGCACUCCUUGAUGACUGUGUCAUGAUUUUCUAGCGGAGUUCAUCUCUAAAGAAUGAGAUACUUGAACACAUUAUUCCAUAUUCCUUAGGUAUCAUCUUACACGAUACAACAGACACAAUCCAAUUAAAUGUCUAGGCUAACGAAUCAGUUUGAAGAGGGCAUUCAAUAAUAUGGAUAUUAAAGUCUAGAAAUUACUUUUGAUGAAAUUAGCAAAUGGACAAUUCAUGUACAAGGAUGAGGCUUUCUGUCUGCUAUUGUAACAGGGUGGGUGUUAAAUAAAUGCCCACUUACCUUAACCAUAAUGUCCAGUCUGAUCUAUGGAGAAUGGGGGAGAGGGACUAACCCAUUUAGUGACUAUUCAAACAAUUUCAAGUUUAAACUCUGAACCAGUGAUACGUAUUUGUUGUAUACAAAAUUCUAAAAUGAUGGUGCAUUUUAUUCAGAAUAUGAAAUUUAGAUGAACAGAAUUUUCUGAUGUUGAACUUUGUAUACAUUUUGCAAAGAUGGAAAGAAAUCUAAGUUUAAUCUAAACAUAUUUUCUGGAAAUACUUUCUCAAGAGAAGCUUUACUUCCUAAUGUACCAGGAAGCAUAUCUCCAACAAAACAGGCUAGCAACUCCCAAGCACCAAAUUUCUUAUCAUGAUCAAGAUCAGACAGCCCAAGACCCCUCUCUAUGGCUGAUAUCAGUCCAGCAAUUCCAGGAUUUCAUCCCUUUUUGUAAGCCCAGCCAUUUCCUGGCAACGGGAGAUGUAAUGAAUGGAUUAUCCCCAACCUCCAGAUCAUGAGAAAUUCCCAAACUUCUGAAUUCAUUCCCAUAUCUCUUCACAAGGAACUCUCAUUCACUCAGAGUUAGCACAUGUAGUCUCGAGGCAUUCUGAAGGGAUUUGAAACAAUUCCAAGCGAAAGUGAUCGAUCCCGGAGAAGACCAACGCCUGAAGCAGUAGCUUGUUGUCAGGUAAAGAAAGAAGUUGCUGAUAACUUUGCAGCCGUGGUGCAGCAGGAAGCUGCUCAGAUUGGUCUUUUGUCAGCACGGGCACAGCCCCUCCCCAACACAGAUGGCACAGGAAUACAGUGCCCAAACUAACAACUUUCCUGAAACUCUGCUGACAGAGCUGAAUGCCCAACUUUUAGCAUUAUCACUUUCCACUCUAUUAAUGUCAAAAUCAAACGUUGCAACUGCUUGACAAACUUGUUUUCACAGUCAGAGUCAUUGGGAUGUACAACACAGAAACAGACCCUUCGGUUCAACUCAUCCAUGCCGAUCAGAUAUCCUAAAUAAAUCUAGUCCUAUUUGCUAGCAUUUGGCCCA